Molecule: messenger RNA, 2553 nt
Organism: Solanum dulcamara
Lineage: Eukaryota; Viridiplantae; Streptophyta; Magnoliopsida; Solanales; Solanaceae
Product: glycosyltransferase family 92 protein RCOM_0530710
Exons: 1
Coding region: 267-2054 (595 amino acids)
Source: RefSeq, a predicted model, not a curated record
UUCUAAACGCGUAGUCUCAUUAGUUUAUCUCUCCGACAAUUACUAAGAUUACACUAAAAAAACUUUGACAAAUCAAAUCACUGUCGGCACACACACAAAAAAGAGAAAAAAUAAUAAUCAAGAACCAAGAACCAAAAAACUCCUUCAAAUUCAAUCUCUCCCUUAUUAGAUCUGCAAAAAGAACUAAUCUUUAACACCCCUUUUACUUGUAGAUCCAAAAAUCUUUUAAGUUUUGUUUACAUUUUCACAAAAAACAAGAAAAAAAAAUGGAUUCUUCAGAGCAACGUCGUAAGAGGAAAAGGAUUUUCAGACCAUCUUCUCCUGUUUAUUUCUUAUCUGUAAGGUCUUUUGUUUUAUGUUUUAGUUUCUUGAUUUUUCUUUUCCUUCUUUCUUAUCGGAUUCCUUUUAGUUCCUCUGUUUUUCGACCUGUUUUAGUUGUUUCAAGCUUAUCUUUACUGUCCUCUUCUUCUGACUUAUCUUUUACCACUCAAUCAUUUCAAGAUUUUGGUAGUUCCUUAUUGCAUUUACAAAUUGAGGGUCGUGUUCUUUUUCCUGAUCAUGUUUUGUUGUUGGUGAACAAGAAUGAUUUUUUACUUGGUAAAAAUACAGACUUUGAGUGUGUUUAUGGUAGAAAUACAAGUGGUGAUGUUGGUAUUGUAAAGGAGAAAUCUUUUUCAGUGGAUGUUUAUGGUGAAUCUGAAUUUGGGAUUCUUGUUAGAUGCCCACUUCCUCCAGCUAAUUAUUCAGCUGUGGUGAAUUUGAGGAGAAAUGGGCUAUGGAAGGAGAGUAAUCAGACAGUCAAUUCUUGGGAAAAUGUGGCUUAUGCUGCUACUUUGGAUGGUAAUACAGUAGUUGUGUUUGUGAAGGGAUUAAAUUUAAGGCCUGAUAGAGAAUCCGAUUCAAGUCAGUUUAGUUGUCAUUUUGGUUUGGGAAAUUUCGCAAAAGAGGGAAGAUUUGCACUUAGAACAAAGGCUAUUACUGCUGCUCAAGAGGUUGUUAGAUGUUCAUUGCCAUUGAGUAUUAGGAAGAACCCUGAGAAAGCUCGAGGUAUACGAAUAACCAUCGGUAUGUUGCCUCAUAUUCAUGCUAAAGCUCAUGAACAUGUGCUUUUGCCUUCAGUAGCCAAGAUUACUGAAUUGAAAUCUGAGGGAAGGAGGAAUGUUGGAGGUGGGAAGUAUGAUCUUUGUGUGUGUACAAUGGUGUGGAAUCAAGCUUCAGCGCUUCGCGAAUGGAUCACGUAUCAUUCUUGGCUUGGAGUUGAAAGGUGGUUUAUUUAUGACAAUAACAGUGAUGACAAUAUCAAAGAUGUGAUUGAAAAGCUUGAGACAGAGAAUUACAAUGUCACACGACAUGUUUGGCCGUGGAUCAAGACUCAAGAAGCAGGUUUUUCGCAUUGUGCUCUUAGAGCAAAGCAAGAAUGCAAUUGGGUAUCUUUCAUGGAUGUGGAUGAGUAUUUCUACUUUCCAUAUUCUACACCAGGGCAUCAAAGUUUGCGAAGCACAGGCUAUGCGGGACAGCACUCCCUUCGAUCCCUCGUGGCAAAUUUAUCAUCAUCAUCACCAAGAAUUGCAGAGAUCAGAACAACUUGUCAUAGUUUUGGACCGUCUGGUCUGAAUUCAGCUCCUUCUCAGGGUAUCACUGUUGGAUAUACUUGUCGUCUUAAGAGCCCUGAGAGACACAAAUCAAUCAUACGCUCCGAUGCUUUGGACACCACUCUCCUCAAUGUGGUGCAUCAUUUCCACUUGAGGAAAGGAUUUAGAUACAUGAAUUUGCCACAAAGCACUGCAGUGAUAAACCACUACAAAUACCAAGUGUGGGAGGUUUUCAGGGCGAAAUUUUUCAGACGAGUUGCUACAUAUGUUGCUGAUUGGCAGAAUAAUCAAAAUGAAGGAUCAAGGGAUAGAGCACCUGGUCUAGGGACAGAGGCCAUUGAGCCACCAAAUUGGCCAUUACAAUUCUGUGAAGUUUGGGAUACCGGCCUUCGAGACUUUGUUUUGUCAAACUUUGCUGAUUUAUCAACUGGUUUGUUGCCUUGGGAGAAGUCUUCUUUCUAAUCACUGUACCCAUUGUUUUUACUUGGCUUAUUGCCUUAUUUGGAGUAGCGUAUUCCUCCUAAUGACCGCCAUAGGGAAAGGAAGUCUUGAAGCUAGGGCUUUGUUCACCUUUGGACACGAAACACCACACCGUUGUCAGUGGAAACCCGCCUUAGAGAUUGAACAACAAUAAGAUAAGUCGACGUUUAAUCAAAGCUAGGGAGCUUGAAAAAAAGGCACGAACCCAAUCUCAGGGAAAUAGUGAAGCUUCUUAGGGUCUUUCUGUCCAGGUACAGAUAGUCGCCUUUGUAGAGAAGAUGAUCACUAUAAGAUUCAAUUCUUUCUUCAUUCCGUCGCGCUAUUGAAUCUGAUUUUCUUUAGCUUUUGUAGACAAGAUAUUUACACAAUAGCUUAGAAUAUAGGAAUUUUUUCUUUCUUUUUUGAAUAUAUCUGUAAUCAUUCUACAGUGUAACAUGAUAUUUUUCAUUAAAUGGGAUCUCCUCAGUCAAUUCUUUUAUCA